AUGGACAUCGACAACGAGAUGAUGGUGCAGGUGUUCACGGAGGGGCAGAACAUUGAGCCUUUCUUCACCGUGCCUCGGCGCAGCGACUCAAAGCCAGGCAAGAGGAGGAACAUCAACCGGCAUCAUCAAGCCGGCGCAAUGCUGCUUGACGCCGACUACUUUAACAACGACGUGACUCAUUCGCUGAAGGAAUUUCGACGCCGGUUUAGGAUGAACAAGGAGUUGUUCUUGAAGAUUGUCUACGGCGUCCUGGAGUACGACGACUACUUCAUGGCCAAGCAAGAUUGCACAGGUUUGUGGGGCUUCACCUCAAUUCAGAAGUGCACUGCUGCAAUGCGCUGUCUUGCAUACGAAGCUCCUCCAGAUACAGUUAAUAACUACCUACGGAUGGCGGAGUCGACAUGUACAGAGACUCUCUGCAAGUUUCACCGAGCCGUCUGGUGA
Messenger RNA from Lolium perenne, 444 nucleotides. RefSeq lists its product as uncharacterized. The record is from RefSeq and is a predicted model, not a curated record. NCBI's taxonomy places the organism in Eukaryota, Viridiplantae, Streptophyta, Magnoliopsida, Poales, Poaceae.